AUGAGAACUAUCAAAAUACCAGCCUUAGGGCUCCGAAGCCUCCUGAGUUUAUUGGUGAUACUGGUGGAGGGGUGGCAUGAUUUAGAUAACAAAGACUAUGACUGUUGGCCCUUGGAAAAGCCAGAUGAGUACAACAUGCUGGAUUGUGGAGGCCUCGAGAUGGUAUGGGUACAAAGGCCCCCAGAAAAGGUUGUGAGUGGGGAAUUCUUUAAUGUGACCUAUGCAGUCUUUGCUUCAGACAGCUUUUAUCAAUAUGCAGUGCAAAAUGGAAUCCUUUCUCACAGCAAUGCUACUGCUGCAAAGGAAUUCUGUGAGGAGCAUGAAUGCCCUGCCAUCUGGAAAGAUGCAGAUGGGGAGAACUGCUGUGUUCACCAUGCCAACAUUCACUCCUGUCCUUUGGCCUUCAUGGGCAGAGGAGGAAUAUGUGGUCCAUGGAUCCCAGACGAUGGCCAGAUAUUUACUCACACUUUGUCUACAGCAGGCAAAAUGAGUCAAAGAAACUGGACUGCCAAGGUUGUUUUAGUUCAUGUGGGUCUGACUUCUCUCAUCGCACACAUCAGAGUUGGAAGAAUGCAAGUUGCUCUGGAAGCAAAAACUACAGUGCUUCCUGCAGUAGUCUGUGGAGAUGGCUUUUGUGAGGAAGAAGAAGGCUGUUCCAUCUGUCCAGCAGACUGUGGGGAAUGUCCAUUGUCUACAGAUGCUAGAGUAGCAAUUGCCUUACCGAUAUGUUUGGUCUGUGCUGGCUUCAUUUUGGCAGUCACAUGGUUUCAAUAUCAGAAACAGAAAAUGUUUUGGGAUGAAAGCUGGAUUAUAGACUUUGCGUGCAUCAAACAAGGGUCUUACAAAAGUGAUGGAAGAACAGUGGCCAUAAAGAAAAUAAUGAAGAAGGCAUUUACACUGUCCAAAACCAUACGUAAAGAAGUAAAGCAAGUGAGGGAACUUGAUCAUCCCAAUCUCUGCAAAUUUAUUGGAGGUUGUAUAGAAGUUCCAAAUGUUGCCAUCGUGACAGAGUACUGCCCCAAAGGCAGCCUGAGUGAUGUUCUACUCAAUGAAGACAUUCCUCUGAACUGGGGUUUCAGGUUUUCUUUUGCUACUGAUAUAGCACAAGGAAUGGCCUAUCUUCACCACCACAAAAUGUAUCAUGGUCGAUUGAGGUCAAGUAACUGUGUGAUAGAUGACCGAUGGGUUUGUAAAAUUGCAGAUUACGGUUUGCAGUCAUACAGAAAAGAAGAUUCUCCUGAGGGGUCAGGCUCAUACCAGCAACAUUUGAUACAGAUUUACACAGCUCCUGAAAUCCAUUCCCUUUCAGACUUUGAACCCAAUUCUAUGACAGACGUCUACAGCUAUGCCAUCAUUUUACUAGAAAUUGCCACGAGAAGUGACCCUAUGCCAGUAAGUAAAGAUGCACUUUGAACUGAAUAUUCUUGGUGCCCACCUUUGGCAGAAUUAAUUUCAGGAAAGGCUGACAAUUCUUGCCCAUGUCCCACAGAUUACAUAGAGUUAAUCAGAAGGUGCAGAAAAAACAACCCAGCUCAAAGGCCUACAUUUGAACAAGUCAAGAAAAUGUUGUGUAAGAUGAAUCCUAAUAAAGUUAACCCUGUUGACAUGAUGAUGACUCUGAUGGAGAAAUACAGCAAACAUCUGGAGAUACUGGUUUCUGAGAGAACACAGGAUUUAAUGCAUGAAAAACAGAAGACUGAUCGUCUAUUGUACAGUAUGUUGCCAAAGCAAGUAGCAGAUGAUCUCAGGCAGGGAAAGCAUGCACAAGCUCAAAGUUACUCAAGUGCCACCAUCUUUUUCAGUGACAUCGUUGGCUUCACUCAGCUGUCCAGCAGCAGCACACCUUACCAAGUGGUAGAUCUCUUGAACAAGCUUUAUACCACUUUUGAUGAAAUCAUAGAUAACUAUGAUGUCUAUAAGGUGGAGACAAUAGGAGAUGCCUAUAUGGUGGUGUCAGGAGUACCCAGAGAGAAUGGGAUCCGUCAUGCUGGUGAGAUCGCAAGCAUGGCUUUAGAUCUUCUGGAUGUCUGCAAGACUUUUAAGAUCCCACACAAACCCAGCACUCUCCUGAAGAUAAGAGCAGGAAUCCAUUCAGGGGCAGUUGUAGCUGGAGUUGUAGGGACCAAAAUGCCACGAUAUUGUUUAUUUGGAGAUACUGUGAACACAGCUUCCAGGAUGGAAUCCACCAGUGAAGCUCUUAAAAUACAGUGCAGUUCAAGUGCAUACCAGCUGUUGAAGCAGAUUGGAGAGUAUGUAUUAGUAUGCCGGGGGAAUUUACAAGUCAAGGGGAAAGGAGAUAUGGUAACAUACUGGCUUGAAGGUAAGAAAACCUCUACUAUCCAGAAGACCGGCACCAACACUUCUUUGACUCUUCAGGACCCCAACAGGGCUUCAUUUAGUUUGAUACCAGGUGUCCUGCCUUGUGAUCCUCUCUCAAAUCCUGCUUACUAG
This is a messenger RNA of Indicator indicator, 2451 nucleotides long. Its product is annotated as atrial natriuretic peptide receptor 2-like. NCBI's taxonomy places the organism in Eukaryota, Metazoa, Chordata, Aves, Piciformes, Indicatoridae. Gene Ontology annotation, biological process: cGMP biosynthetic process; receptor guanylyl cyclase signaling pathway; intracellular signal transduction. The record is from RefSeq and is a predicted model, not a curated record. Gene Ontology annotation, molecular function: guanylate cyclase activity; protein kinase activity; ATP binding. The transcript is spliced from 23 exons.